Cotesia congregata is the source of this 2370-nucleotide messenger RNA. The record is from the annotation of a GenBank genome assembly. NCBI's taxonomy places the organism in Eukaryota, Metazoa, Arthropoda, Insecta, Hymenoptera, Braconidae.
AUGGCUUUAAAAAUUUUGUUGCAAGACGAUGACAAAGAAUAUUUAGAAAUGGUUGAUGUAGAUGAAACUGGGAAAAUUAUUUUAAAUAAAAUUAAGCAAAGAGUUGACAAAGAACAUAAGAAAAUUAAACGAAUCAAAACAAGCAGAGGUGUUAAUCCAAAGACGAACGAUGAAGAAAUCAUAUCGGCUAAAUCUAUUUUUGACGUUGAUCCUGAAAAAACAUCUACAUCAUCCGGUAAGCGGCGGGCUAUUGGUUUCAUUAUGACUUCAAGUGAUGAAGACAAUGAACCUGGUAAAAUAAGAGUUGUGCCAAGAAAAAAAAAUAAAAAUCAGACGCAAAGUGACUAUGAUGAAUUCUCAGCGAUGGGUGAUGUCAGUGAAAAUGAAGAAAUUAUAACCAAUGUAAAACCAAGUUUCAUCGAAGAAACUGGAAGAACCCAAAUAGGCAGAAACGUUGAUCGACCAAUGAAUCUUGACCAGAAUCGAUUUUCUAAAUCCUAUUUUGGAGCUAAUUUCCGUAAAGUAUCUUCAUUAACCGGCAAACGAAGAGCUAGCAGUCCAAUAAUUUCUUCAAGUGAUGACAACAGUGAUUCUGAUGGAGUGAGAGCUUUACCAAAAGAAGACAGUAAAUACUGGAUGAGAGAUAAUCAUGAAAAAUCUUCAGAGAGAAUUGAUGUCAAUAAAAACGAAAAACUUUCUUACAAGAUCAGACCGAAUCUUGACGAAGAAAAUGAAAGACUCGAUGCAAACAGAAAUGUUCGUCAGCCAAUAAAUCGUGAAGAAUAUCAAUCCUCCAGAUCAUAUUUUAAAACAAAUUUUGGGAAGAUAUCUUCCUUAACCGUCCAGUCAAAAUUUAGAGAUGAAAUAGUGAAAUCUAGUGAUGAAGAGAAUGACUCUGACGAAGCAAUAGUUGAUCAAGAUUAUGACAAAGCAUUGAAGAAACUUAACGUGAAUGAAGAUAAAAAAAUGGCCUCUAGCAAUGUGACAUCAAAUGUCGAAACUGGCAAAGAAAAAUUCAAAUCAAAAAGAAAGAUUCAUCCUCUAAUAAAUGAUGAAGAGACGGCUUUAUCGAGAUCCUCUUUUACAGCUAAUUACAACAAAUUAUCUUCUUUAACUGUUAAACAGAAAGCUAGUCACCCAAUAUUUACAUCUAGUGAUGAAGAUAAGGACUCAAAUGAAACUGAAGUUAUACCAAAAAAAAAUGUUGAAAAAUCUACAAAAAUUGUUGACGUUCAUUUUGAGCGUCCAAGUUUAAAAAUAAAAAAUAUAACCGCCCGAAAAGACAGACAAUAUGAUUCAUCAGUGAAUAAUGAAAAAAUUUUAUUCAGUCGACCUAAAUUCAAUACUGAUUUACAAAUAUCAAUACCGUCAACCUCCCAGAACCCUAAAACAAAUAAAACUGACGAUCUGAAAAAACUAACUACUCUAUCUACUAAGAUGAACACUAACAGAUUAUUAGAUUAUGCAACUGAUGAGGAUACCGAACAUGAUGACAUACAAAUAAAAAAUAGCAAAGUUUUCGUUAAAGAGAAUAGAAAUAUUGAACCAAUUUUACAAAAAAAUAAACUCCAAACGCGUCUUGUCCAAUAUUCAAUUUCCUCAGAAGAUUCUAGUGACAAUGACAAUGAUACUCAAGAUAAAAAUCUUUCUAAAAUAGGCUUUGAUAUCAAAGAAGUAGGAAUCAUUGACAAAACAAAUAAUACAAACAAUGAAUUAACGAAAGAAAGCAACAACGAUAAUAAUCUAAAAGAUAAAAAGCAAAAACUUCAAGAAAAAAAUUUGUCUAUCCAUUCUCUCAAUUCUUUUGAAAACAAAAUAAAUUCAAGCUUAAAAGCUUCAAGAAAUAGGAAACAGAAAAUAACACCAACAAAUGGAAAAUCCUCUAAAAUAGUUGAUGACUCAAAUGAUGAUGAAGUGUCCAUGGAGGAUUUGAAACUCUUUAAACAAUUUUUGCAAUUUAAACGUAGUAAUGAACGACAACUAGUGAAGUCGUCUGGGCAUACAAAACAAAAAAAAAUAGUAAAUACAAAAAAGGAGGUCGAGUUAAUCGAGGGAUCGAAUAUCAUGGUUAGUGAAUAUCGGUUGCUAAUGAUCACUAAAUGCAAUACUAAAAAGGCAGGUCAAAUGAUACGAGACUUAUUCAGGCUGGUACUCGGAGAAGAGAAACUUUCGCGGAUGGUUCCCCUGAAGCAAAAGGAAGGCAGGGAAUUAAUUCCCGAAGAUAUUUCCAAAGCAAUUUUCCAAUAUGUUAAUGCGAACGUGAGCAAAGGCCAUGAAGUGAAUGUAGAUGAAUUUCAAAAUAUUGUCGGUAGUAUGUGUUGCACUAUUCGUGGGAAAUUUAAGACUAAGGAAAAAGAAAAAAAAGAUUGA